AUGGUUCAAGUCCAGAGAAUCGCUCACAUCACCAACGAUCUCAGGAAGUUCGUCCUACUAGGACACGUUUUUUUCAUCAAUUUACCGUUACAUGUUACCGACUUGUAUGCCCCACCGGUUACUGACGAUGACCCGGAAGAGCGUUGGGCUGAUUUGGAACUAUUGACCAUGAGAGCUCCAGACUGCCAUCCAUUGAUCAAAGACAUGGCUCAGUUGCAACUUCAGCGGUAUAUUAUGUGUACCUUCAAAGUUGUUGAGGGAGUUGCUCGUCUAUCGGUGUAUGCUCUCCCUGCUGACGAUGACGACAUAUGGCCUGUGCUAGAAUGGCGCAAACGACCUCUGGUGGCGCUGAGGCUCCAGUGGUACCGCAUGUUACAUGGUAUUAGUGUGGGGAAGUCUAAGUUUGUGGUCGAUUUUAGGGCUACCGAAGCGUCGUGGGAAUGGGAUUACGCUCCCGUGGAAAAGUGGGUUAGUGGUGUUGCCACCAAUCGAUCAGAGGGCUUAGAUCACAGGGUAAAUCGGAUAUAUAAUCUGAUAGAACCACCAAAAGUUGAUGGGUUAAUGAAAAGUGGCCAGCAAAUCCCUACGACCGAUGAUCUAAUCAUUGAGGUGCAGAAUGGUAGAGUAAAUGGCGUCAAGACCAGAUUGUACGGUUAUCAACGCCAGUCGGUUAGCGCAAUGCUUCAACGCGAGCUGGCAUCAUCGAGGAAGUUUCCCGUACCUCAUUACGUCGAAUUUCUUAAAGAUAAGUACUAUGACCUUUUGACCGAUCAAAUUUUCAACCAUCACGAAGAAAUCAAGCUUCCCCGAGGUGGCAUUCUUGCGGAAAAUAUGGGGCUUGGCAAGACGUUGAUAUGUAUCGCCGUGAUAUGUGCUACUAAGCAUCAGCAGCUGGUGAUACCUCCGCAAGAAGACAUGAUAACUUUUCCUCUAGAGGAUGAGGAGCAGUAUUCAUCGGACGAUGAACUUUACUACAUUGGUGACGAUUUUGUCAAGCCUGAAGCUUCACUGGAACCAGCAAAACCACUUCCACGCCUUACACAGCUAUGCUUAGACCAAAUCCGAGACAAAGGGCUCCCCUGGAAGUUUUAUGUUCAUGAUCUUCCUCCGCAUCUUGUGGAAUUACUUCAUGAAAACCCCGCUGGGUUUCAAAUAGCCGUUAUUGGGAAUCAUUAUGACCAAUAUGCCAAAAUACGUGUGAGACAAUCAUCAAGAAUACCAGAAUUUGACCAACGCAGGAAACUCUGGCUCAGUUCGCUGACAUUGGUGGUGGUGCCUGACAAUCUAUUUCAUCAGUGGAACAAUGAAAUUGACAAACAUACCGAUCCGCUAUUCCUAAAGAAGGUUUAUAUUCUGACACAUUACCGCAAAGACUCGAGAGAUCCUGAAACCAAUUCUUGGUUUACUCGGGAAGUGCCCUCAAUUGCUGAGCUUUUGCGACAUGACGUUGUGGUGACCACUUCCUCGUUUGUCCUGCGGCUAGUAACGCAAAACAAAGGAGAUAUGCAAGGGUUAGAGCUGAUAUACUGGAAGCGACUUAUUGUGGAUGAGGGACAUUCUUUGCAUACCAAAUCUCGUACAAGUGAUACAUGCUCUAAUGUGUUUAUGUGUGAGCGCAAGUGGGCUGUUUCAGGGACGCCGACACUGGGACUCACUCAUUUAUCCAUGGCUGAGGAAGAAGUGAGAAAUCAAUUUGACUCCAAGCAAGAUUUGGGGAAAUUAGGGGUGAUUAUAGGACGGUUUCUUCGACUAGAGCCGUACUUUUCAUCGCCUCGUUUGUGGCAUAACACAAUCAUUAAACCGCUCGAGGCUGGGGCUCCGCUGGCGGAGUUAGCGCUUGGCGGUCUUCUCAAUCAGCUAAUGAUCAGACACGCAGAUGUUGAUAUGGAAUUACCUCCCCUCCAUCAUAAAGUGGUGUAUCUUAAACCACUGUACUUCAACCAAUUGGCGAUAAACAAUUUCACGGCGGUGCUAGCGACCAAUGCAGUAUCUUCAGAACGUGAAGAUAUUGAUUAUAUGUUCCAUCCGAAAAAUCAAGGUCAGUUACGUCGCUUGAUUAAUAAUCUCCGUCGAGCUACCGUAUUUUGGACAGGGUUCCUGAUUGAAGAUCUUGAAGCGCUUGUAAAGGUGUGCACUAAUUGCCUUAAUCGUGAAGAAACUGAUCCACGCUACUCAGCCAGUGAUAUAUUGUUGUUGGAGCAGUCGCGUGCCAAUGCUGAGGUUGCACUUAAUAAUCAAAGGUGGAGAGUAGCUCUGGUGGCUCAUGAGUUGUUAUACUACCUUGAUAGAAACGAGAUACCCCUGUUUUUUGUGAAAGAUUUAGCUUUAGGGGCAACUCCUGGGGAAUACGUUCUCGGUGCGCCUCAAUUGGGGGUGCUUCAAGAGGUGGUGUACAAGAAUCGGUUUGCUCUGGCGGAUAAACUUCGGGAGAAAAUCCUUGAAGCUGUUGAGAAAUUCAAUAAGCAAUAUUCGAAGGAAGGGGUCAAACGAUCGAAAAAGUUUGCUGCUGAAACAGAAGAAGCCCCCUCUCCCAAGAGAAAGAAAAGCCGAUACGAUACUCUUCCGUUGAGUAAAGCGCAACAGAAGCAAAAACGUGUUGCUCGAGCGAAGGCCACCAAAAUCAAAACUGACGCUGCCAACCAGGAGCAACAAAUCAAACUCGUUCAUGAAAAAGUUCUCAUUGAUGAUAGCGAUGGGGACGUAUCGUUUGAGAAUCUCCGUAAAGCCCGUUUGUUGGGGACUGCUCUGUCGAAGUUGAGCUACCUUGCUAGUAGAUUAGCUGAACACCAACGUCAGGGAUUGAAGCUGAUUGUGUUUUUCGACUUUGAGGAUCAUGCUUAUUACUUGGCGGAGUUACUUGAUGUAUUGGGUCUUGAUUACAUUUUGUAUGCCACUUUCAUAUCUCCUCAUGAUCGAGCAAUCAAUUUGGAGAAGUUCAGUGAUGCCAUUGGAGGUACGGCAUUGAUUAUGGAUUUAAGACUAGCAUCACAUGGGCUAACUAUCAUCGACGCCACUCGAGUUUACUUUCUUAGUCCUGUGUGGCAGAAGCUGGUAGAAGCUCAAGCCAUCAAGCGGGCUCACAGAAUUGGUCAAAGGAAACCAGUAUACGUGGAAACGCUAUUAUUACGUGAUACUUUGGAAGAGGAGAUGUAUCGUCACCGGACACUGGAAGAUCAUAAGGAGAAGUUUGUUAUAGACAAUUAUGCCAUUCAACAAUAUAUCCAGCGACAUCAGUUUCUUGAUUUAGCUCGUGAUGAAUAUAUCGAAUUUGAGGCUACACCAACCACCGAUAAAGACAUGAGCCUGAGCAAUGACACUGACGGUGGUCUACUUACGCACUGCAGUGAGAUAACCUUUGACGAGGAACGAGUGUGGCAAAUGUGGGCGUUCUCACAAGAGAACUUGGCCAGGUUGAAUCAGAUCAAAGCUCAGAUCAAAGAGAAGGAAGAAUCACGCAAACGUUGGCGGCAGCCUGAGGAGUCUAAGCCCGAAAUGGAUUCCAAACGGCCUCGCACUCACAAGAAGGUACGGUUCUGA
Messenger RNA from Diutina rugosa, 3537 nucleotides. RefSeq lists its product as uncharacterized. The transcript has a single exon. The coding region runs from base 1 to 3537 and encodes 1178 amino acids. Gene Ontology annotation, molecular function: ATP binding; ATP-dependent chromatin remodeler activity. The record is from RefSeq and is a predicted model, not a curated record. Lineage: Eukaryota; Fungi; Ascomycota; Pichiomycetes; Serinales; Debaryomycetaceae.